Molecule: messenger RNA, 666 nt
Organism: Beta vulgaris subsp. vulgaris (sugar beet)
Lineage: Eukaryota; Viridiplantae; Streptophyta; Magnoliopsida; Caryophyllales; Amaranthaceae
Exons: 3
Coding region: 275-514 (79 amino acids)
Source: RefSeq, a predicted model, not a curated record
AUCUCAAAAAAAAAAAAACAUAAAGAAAAAGGUGAGCAGCCCGUUCACGUUUUUUCUGGGCACAACUUCACAAAACACCGCCGAUCGAAGGUCGUUUGUGGUCGGAUUUAGCUGAAAUUUUGUCAGUUUAUCCGAGACAUCUUGGGCCAUAUUCUAGACAGUGCGAUUUUCAUCUAGUGCUCUGGUUUGUGAAUUGUGAGACAUCGCUGCUGUAUUGAUCUCUGUUUUCUGGUGAUAUUUCUCAAUCUUUCGCUUCCAUUAAACAUCUCCUGCUAUGCUCAAUUGCGGAGGAGCGAGUGCCGACUCCAAAAAUCAAUGGAAGCAUAUGGGGCAAGACGAGAAAAAAAUGGCAGUUCAGGAAGAGAUGAAGAGGAUGCAUCAAUUGCCUGCCAAUAGUACUUAUGUCACUCAUCGUCUCCGUGUUCUUAAUAAAAUUUUGCAGCUCAUGUCUAUCCAGAGAUCUAUAUCAGAAGACGAGGAGUUGGAGUUGCUUUUCUCUGGGUUGUCCAUUUAAGCAGAAGGUAAUGGGCUAAUGGUUGUAUCUACUGCUAUGAAUAUGAAUGAUGUAAUAUGGUUCUGAAAUGACAAAUGUUGUAGUGGUACAAUGCGUUCCUCGAGAAGUGCUUACCCCCUAAUCAAUCCUAGUGGCGCGUGACAUUUCAAAUC